Messenger RNA from Terrapene triunguis (Three-toed box turtle), 1911 nucleotides. It is a transcript of the gene CDC25C, whose product is annotated as cell division cycle 25C. Gene Ontology annotation, biological process: positive regulation of G2/M transition of mitotic cell cycle; positive regulation of G2/MI transition of meiotic cell cycle; protein dephosphorylation. Gene Ontology annotation, cellular component: cytoplasm; nucleus. The record is from RefSeq and is a predicted model, not a curated record. The coding region runs from base 46 to 1590 and encodes 514 amino acids. Gene Ontology annotation, molecular function: protein tyrosine phosphatase activity. The transcript has 15 exons. NCBI's taxonomy places the organism in Eukaryota, Metazoa, Chordata, Testudines, Emydidae.
GGGUGACCCGGCUUGUGUGCUCCUAGGUGGCGGUCCCGCGGCGCCAUGGCCGGGAGUCUCUCCCCCGGGGCCCCCGGCGGCCCCCGCUCGCGUCUCGGCUUCCGAGCCAGCUGCAGGAUGGUGCUGGACUUGCUGCGGGACACCGAGCUCUCCCUGCCCUUCACCCCGGAGCUGCCCCGCACCCCGGUCACCGGCCUCGCUCGGGGCUUUAGGAACCUCAGCACCUGGGCUGGGGAUACACCAAAGUGCUGUCUAGAUCUGUCUGAUCUCAGCAGUGGUGAGGAGAUGCCUGCCUUCAAUUUCACCCAUUCCCCAGACAUGGCUGUUGCAGGUCGGGUGGACUCAUCAGGACCUCAGGAUGGGCUAGAGGCACAGAGGCAGAAUGUAAAAUCUUUCCUGCCCCAGGUAUUAUGCAGCACACCGAGUUCCCCAGGCUCCAUGCAGCGAGAAGGCAACGAGAUAGACAACUCCCUGAACAAGGAAAACGAGGGCCGCUGGUUUAAGCGCCCAGGGUGGCAAAUGCCUAGGUCCCUGCUGUUUCGAAAGAGAGCAACAGCUCAGCUGGAUGCAGGGGGCUUGGAGGAGUGUGAAGUGAAAGAUUUGGGCAGCCCAAUUGCUGCAGUGGCACCGCAUCCACGCAGAAUGGCAGAGAACUUGGACAGCUUUGAAGAGCUCUUCCCCAAUGAACAAGAAGACAUGGAGAAACCAGUGGCUGGGAACCUGUCCUCCAGCAUGGCUGUCCUGCUCUCUGGACCCCUCCUCACACAGGACAUCAAUGUCAGUGAAGUCUCUAUCAACAGAAGUCGCCUGUACCGCUCACCGUCCAUGCCAGAGAAGUUGGACAGACCGGUGCUGAAGCGAAUAGUGAGAUGCCAGGACAAUGAAACUCCAGUCAAGGUGAAACUGAGACGCAGCCCUGUCUAUGAGGAGCUGGAGCAGGGCGCAACUCUGAAGAAGACGGCCUCCCUCUCAGACAUGGAAAUUGUCAAAGUUCUUGAUCAGGACUAUGGCUUCCGACAGCUCAUCGGGGACUUCUCUAAGGUGUAUGCGCUGCCGACAGUGACAGGAAGGCAACAGGAUCUGAGAUACAUCACCCCGGAGACUGUGGCUGCUCUUCUCUUUGGGCAAUUCCAAAGCUUGAUUGAGACAUUCUACAUCAUCGACUGUCGCUACCCCUAUGAGUAUCGGGGGGGGCACAUAAAGGGGGCUCUGAACUUUCACAGGCAGGAAGAUGUCUUUGAGUUCUUGCUGAAGAAGCCUCUGUUCCCGUCCACGCCACAGAAACGCAUUGUCCUUGUGUUCCACUGUGAAUUCUCCUCAGAACGGGGCCCCAAGAUGUGCCGCUAUCUGAGGGCGGAAGAUCGAGCCAUGAAUGAGUACCCUGCACUGCACUAUCCUGAGCUCUACGUCCUGAAGGGAGGCUACAAGGAGUUCUUCCCUGAGUACAUGGAGCUCUGUGAACCCCAGGACUACUGUCCAAUGCACCACCAGGACUACAAGGCAGAGUUGCUGAAAUUCCGUACCAAGAGCAAGUUGUGGGCUGGAGACCGGAGGAGAUGCGACCAAAUCGCUCGUCUCAUGAAGUUGUGAGGGCAGAGGCAGCAGCCUUGAGUGGGCACUGCUUGGAAGGGCUCUGCCUUGCACAGCAACAGUUUUUUCUCUUGGAAGUGGGUCACUCAGUGACAGUCAGAGGCUGGAAAGUGGGAACCUGCCUUGUCCUAUGGAAACUGCAGCCACCUUCAGCCAUUUCAGAUGCUAACAAAUGCUACAGGAAGGCUGGUUAAAAAAGGUCUUGAUUCUUGAUGCUGCAUUUUGGAAAGACUGUGGCUGAGCAUGACCCGGGUGGACCUAGCAGUCUGUAAGGAAAUGGGGCCUCCUUCACAUGGAAGGCACAGAGCGGGCCAGGUUCUA